This is a messenger RNA of Lottia gigantea (owl limpet), 1002 nucleotides long. RefSeq lists its product as hypothetical. Bases 1 to 1002 code for a protein of 333 amino acids. The transcript has a single exon. Gene Ontology annotation, biological process: G protein-coupled receptor signaling pathway. Gene Ontology annotation, molecular function: trace-amine receptor activity. Gene Ontology annotation, cellular component: membrane. NCBI's taxonomy places the organism in Eukaryota, Metazoa, Mollusca, Gastropoda, Lottiidae. The record is from RefSeq and is a predicted model, not a curated record.
AUGACAUACAAUUGUGACGGAUUAAAUAAUACAAAUACGACCAACUUAACAAAUACUGUCGUUGAAAGUAAUGAAUUGUCUUUAGACAAUAUCUUCUUCAUUAUUAUAAAUAUUAUUUUAAUGGUUUUUAUUUGUCCCGGAAAUAUCUUGACCAUUGUAGCGGUAUGGAGAACUCCUAUAUUAAGAACUGUACCCAAUAUGUAUGUUGUGUCUCUUGCUGUAGCAGAUCUACUUGCCGGAAUGGUUCUUCCAAUGCAGAUUUUGAAUUUCAUUCCUGCUUUGAAGACAACUCUCUCUGUAUCUAAAUAUUUCUGUUUAUUUCGACACGUAACUUUCUUCGUAUCAGUGACUGCUUCUGUGAUCAGCAUGGUAAACAUAGCUUUUGAUAGAGCUUUUUAUAUUGGAUAUCCAUUUAAAUAUGAGAUGUAUUCUACUGCAGUGAAAACUGGUUGUUUUAUAACCUUCACUUGGACGUUUUCUGCGUUACUGGGAAGCAUACCACUUUAUUCUAAUAACUGGACACCCUGCAGUAAUUGUAAUAUAUUUACAGUUUUAACUAAACAAUACCAAGUAGAUAUAUUAGGUACAAGUUUUAUUGUGUGUUGUAUUCUCACUAUAUUAUGCUAUGGUUAUAUUCUUCGUAUCGCUAAACAACAACAAUCGAAAAUAACAGAAUUUGAAAUGGAGCCGUCGAAACACCGUGCAAAAGAAAAGGACCUCAGACUCGUCAAACAAUUUUGUUUAGUUUUUGGAAUAUUUUUUGUGUGUUGGAUACCAGCAUUUUUGUCGGUAAUCAUAGGCCAUCAUGGCGGCUAUGUUCCACCCAUUGUAACAAACAUUGUAGUUCCCAUUGCUAUUCUGAAUUCUGGUAUGAAUUUCAUAGUAUAUGCAGUUAAGAACAAAGAAUUUCGUCACGCAUUUGCUAAAAUGCUUUGUUCAAAAAAAGACAAUUUAAUUGGACCAACUGUUUUCCGUGUAGAGGUGGAAUCCAGUCCAUUCUGA